Molecule: messenger RNA, 3069 nt
Organism: Theobroma umbraticum
Lineage: Eukaryota; Viridiplantae; Streptophyta; Magnoliopsida; Malvales; Malvaceae
Product: zinc finger (Ran-binding) family protein
Cellular component (GO): cytoplasm
Molecular function (GO): mRNA binding
Source: RefSeq, a predicted model, not a curated record
GAGUAGCAAUACAUAUAAAUUUCUAAUUUUCUUGUGAGUUUAUACUUAAAUAUAAAUAAAAUCUAAAUAAUGGUACAAAUAACUAUAAAGCCGUCUUUUGGGCUGAGCCUUUUACCAUCCCAAUAAUCUUAAUGUACAUAAUUCCCUAACAAUCUGGGUCCUAAAUUGGGCUAAUUCUGGCCCAAUAUUCAUAUAUUGGCACUCUUUCUCUGCAAGGGUUUAACCUUCCUAUGGAGCUCUUGUUCUUGUUCAUCCAUGGAGGGUUUUAGUGUACCUCUUGCCUAACCCUCUUUGCACCCCAAAGAAAAAAAAAUGGCACAGUCUCCAUUCACUCUCCUUCUCCUGAAACGUCUUCCUCUCUCUUCCAAAACCCAUCUAAAACUCCACAACUAUUCUCCCUCUCCAAUUUUCACCACCACUAAAUCAAAGCCCUUCUCUUCUGCUUCACCGCAGCCGGCGGUCUCCACCACUCAAGACCCACCGAAACCAACCUCUCUCUCGGCUCGCAUGAGCUUCGUUUUUGACCAAAUUGAUCAAAUUGAAAGACAGAGACAAGAACAAUCGGUCCAAUACGACGACACCCUCAAACGUAUCCGAGAUUGGCGCCAAUCAAAAAAGGAAGCUCAAGCCACCCAACAGCAAUUUCAACCCAAAGAUCAAAGCCCAGAUUCUGGAAUUGCCAAAAAUGAUGCCAGUACUAUUGACUUUACUUUGUCUGACUCGCCCGAGUUAACCGAGUCACGAAACGGGGAUGCCCUCCGGCGGAUUCGUGCUUGGAGGGAAUCGAAGCAUGGGGAGAACAAGGAAUGCUCUGAAGGUGAAACCGCUAAAAAUGAGGCUAACUCCAGUGUUUUCAGUACUGAUCCACUGGCCGAGUUGGGCGAGUUGGGGAGGCAGAAGGGCAAUGAGGUGGAGUUGGUGCACCCAUGGCCGGAGUGGAUAGAGUUGAUGGAGAGAUUAGUGCUGCAGAAUUACUUUGAUCAUAAAAGGAGAGAUGAGGGAAAGAUGGUGGAAGAGUUGGGAUUUGACUUGAGUAAUGUUGUUGAGGAAGUUAAGGAUAAUGCUGGAAUUGAUUUUAAAGACUUCAAGACUGUGCAAACUGCUUGUCUUAAUUUUGGGAAGGACCGGUUUGAUAUAUUGAGGUCAUUGUCGAGACAGGAUGUCCAAAAUUUGGUUGGUUUUGGAUGCCCAAGUGCAGACAAGAAGGUGGUGUUCUCUGCAAAACUCUUGAGGAAGCAUGUUCACCUUGAUGAAGGAGAUGUUUGUAGUUCCUGCAGUUUGAGGAAUUCUUGCGAGAGAGCAUAUCUUUUAACAAACAAAGAGGAUGAGGCACGAACUAUUGAUGUUAUGCGUGUCUUAUUGACAUAUGGUUUUCAUUCUAUGAAUGGGUCAGUCAUCAAUGAGUCUGUUAUGAAACAGAAGUCUGUAAAGAAUGUUGUUCGUAAGUUGCUUCAUGAGGUUGUAAAGUUGAGUGCUGUUCCUAUAGACCCACAUCUUCCCCCUCCAGUGAUAAAGAAGCCUCCACCAAAAGUGAAGCAACCUCCACCUCCUCCGAAGAAACGAGUUGGGCGUGAUGAUAUUGAGAUGAAAAAGGGGGAUUGGCUUUGUCCCAAGUGCGAUUUCAUGAAUUUUGCAAAGAAUACAGUCUGUCUACAGUGUGAUGCUAAGCGGCCAAAGAGACAGCUGCUUCCUGGGGAAUGGGAAUGCCCCGAGUGCAAUUUCCUAAAUUAUAGGAGAAAUAUGGCAUGUUUUCAUUGUGAUUGCAAGCGUCCACCUGAUGCAUUUAUGGAGAGUAAAGUACAAGAAAUGCAACCUGGUCCAAGAACAAGGUUGGAGAAGGUUGCCCACCGACCAGAGGUCUCUAAUGCCUGGAAUUUUGACUUUGAUGAUGAUGAAUCAGACGGGGCAGAUGUUGCUGCCUUUGAGUAUGCAGAUUCUCCAGUAAUGAGUGAAGCUUCUCCUUUGGACAACCAGACCCAUGGAGGGAAGUUUAGAGGGCUUGAAGAUGAUUUUGAUACAGCUGGCCGAGCCUCAAGGGUUCAUGAAAGAAAGUAUUCAGACAUAGAUAGCAGCAAACAUGCAAUGGGUUUUGAUGAUUUUGAUGAUGAAGAUGACAUUGACAGUUAUGAGAUAGACACUCAGCGAAAUAAUCCAAGGCAGAAAGCUUCUAACUCUGACAAUGAGGUGUUUUCUGAACUAGAAAAUAUCAAGGGCUCUAAUGAUAGUGCUCCUGCUCGUCGAGGGACAAGGUUUCCUUCUUAUAGUAAGUCAUCUAAGCACAUGCAUAAAAAUGUAGCUUUAUCAGGUUCUGAAGAUGAUGAGCUGGAUUUUGAUUCCGAUGAAGAGCUUUCAGUUCAUCCUAAAUGGAAAUCGAGUCAUGUAGCUGACUCAAAGCAUAGAGGUAGAGGUGCAUCAAAGGACUUAAGCUUUGGCUCAGACGAAGACCUUGAUUUGGAUUCUGAAGGUGAUGACGAUUUUGGCAAUUUUAGAUCCAAAGGGAGGAGACAGGACAAAUGGAGUUAUGGUAGAGGCAAUUUUCGGAGAGGGGGAAGUUCCGAUUUUGAGGGUGGUUCCUUCUCUGUUUUAGAAGGUCCACAUUCCAGGAGAAAUGGGUCAAGAGGGAGUAAAACAGGAUCUGGCAGAAGAGGAAACAAUGUUCGCGACCAUGGUGAUUAUAACUUCAGGCAAGAUUCACGAUCUAGGUCCAACACCAAGAUGGAUGAUGGAAGGAACUAUCCCGGUGAUCAUUUCGAUAAAUCAUAUCGAGGGUCUCGAGGUGAUAAAGGGAGGUUUGGAGAGGAUGACUAUAGCAGGCACAGAAAGAAUAACAACAUGCAGAAAUUCAAGGGACCUAGGCAAUAUGGAGUAUUUGAAAAUAGGCGCCGUGGAAGGUCUAAUGAAUAUAGCAUAGGCAGUGAUGAUCCUAAUGAAUUUAAAAACAGUAGGCGUGUUAUUGAAAGAUAAGCUCAAAGCUGUGACAAUUUUUUCUUUUCUCUUUCCAUAGCAAUCCCCAUAAAAAUUGUAUUUUUAUGCUUUUAAUUUAAUUAAAAAAUAUUUAUAUUUGUCGAA